AUGGAGAUGAUCAAGUCACCUGGUACAAAAUGGAUUGGUUAUUUGCCGAAACGUAUAUGUACAGAAAGAUAGUUGGCUUCGUGGCAAAAACAAAGUUCCUGAAAAGUUUCGAUAUCUUCAAAGAACAGAAAGUUGAAGAAUUUAGUGGCCACCUUGAUCAGAUACGCGACAGUAUAAGCUACUUGCUCUCUAUCAAGAAAUCCAGUGAAAAACAAGAGAAAGAAGUUUUAGAAGGUUUUCUUAAGAUGUGCCUUUGGGGAAACAAAUGCGAUUUGUCAUUGACAUGUGGCGAAGUAACAAUGAAAAAUUCUCCUGUGGAGGCUGCUAGGCUGCUAGACGAAUUUAUAUUGUGUAACGACUUCAAAGUCGCUAUAGACUCGUUCUUUCUAAACCUCAAACCGAAUAAGAAAGGAUCGAGAGAGCUACAUAUUGUUCUUGAUAAUGCAGGUCGUGAUUUUGAGUGGAUUCUGGGGGAGCUCAAUAAACUUGACGGUGUCUAUCAGCAGAUGUAUCAGAAACUCAGUGAAAGAGUUAAGAAGAAUGAACUUGUAUUUCGCGAUCACCGGUUUUGGACAUAUUUUCAUCCAUAUUGCGAGAUGAACACAGUGGCUCGGGAUCUUUACGAAACACUAACAGAAGCAUCGAUAAUCAUAUUCAAAGGAGAUUUGAAUUAUCGGAAGCUGAUCUCUGACAGGGAAUGGCCAUACGAAACUCCAUUCAAGGAAGCUCUUUGUGGUUUUUUGCCUGCUCCCAUUUUCGCUUUGCGAACGCUCAAGAAUGAAGUUGUCGUUGGUCUGCCUGAAGACGUUGCCGAACGAAUGCGGCAGAAACCAGAUCGCAACUGGAUGGUUACCGGAGAUUAUGGAAUGGCCGAACUUGCAUUCUGAGGAGUUUUUGAAAAGAGCUAGUCCGAGUCUUUGUUCAAUCAAUCCUAUUUUCAAUACAAGCAUGUGCAAAUGUCAUAACUUUUGAUUCUAUAAGUCCAA
Cylicocyclus nassatus is the source of this 986-nucleotide messenger RNA. The record is from the annotation of a GenBank genome assembly. Lineage: Eukaryota; Metazoa; Nematoda; Chromadorea; Rhabditida; Strongylidae.